Messenger RNA from Beauveria bassiana ARSEF 2860, 4317 nucleotides. Its product is annotated as ABC transporter. The record is from RefSeq and is a predicted model, not a curated record. Bases 1 to 4317 code for a protein of 1438 amino acids. Gene Ontology annotation, molecular function: ATP hydrolysis activity; ATP binding; ABC-type transporter activity. The transcript is spliced from 11 exons. Gene Ontology annotation, biological process: transmembrane transport. Lineage: Eukaryota; Fungi; Ascomycota; Sordariomycetes; Hypocreales; Cordycipitaceae. Gene Ontology annotation, cellular component: membrane.
AUGCAUUCAAACAACAGCUGCACAAUUGAUGUCGAGAGAGUCUUUGGGCCUUCCGUCUCCUCGACAUGUCUAGGCGGCUUCGACUUCACCUUGGUUUUUGAGGAGACGAUUCUUACGAUUCUGCCGCUGAGCCUAACCUGCGAGUCCCUAGUCACGUACGGGACGUAUAUUGUAUUGCAGAUUCUUCUCCUGGCACUUUGGGCGCAACCUCAUGCCCCCAAGACGGUGUCAACUCUCGCAGCGCUCUCAGUCACCCUCGUCACCUCCCUCUUCUUCCUGUACCUCUCCUACCUGGAGCACACGCGAUCGGUGCGGCCGUCGACUCUCCUGACUCUGUACCUGGGCCUGUCCACCCUUCUUGAUCUUGCUCGUGUUCGGACUCUAUUCUACCUGCAAUCGGCUAAUCACCUGGCGGCUGUUUUCCUCGCUGGAUUUUGCGUCAAGGUCGUCAUGUUCGCUCUGGAACUGUACGAGAAGCGCCGUUUGCUUCGUCCCAAAUGGCAGGAUUCCGCGCCCGAAGCUACGAGCAGCACAUACAGCAGAGCUCUCUUCAUCUGGCUCAACAGUCUCAUGGUCAAAGGUUUCCGCUCCUCCCUGACUGUUGACACCUUGACACCCAUAGAUGGCGACCUCCUCAAGGCGUCGGAGCCAUCAUCGCUCCUGGAGAGGUGGAAUCGAGCGGAUCAAACAAAUAAACACGCAUUGCUAUGGACUUUUAUCAUGCAUUACAAAUGGCAGAUACUAGCUGCAGUGCCUGCCCGACUUGCCCAUGCAGCAUUCACCCUAUCCCAGCCAUUCCUCGUACAAAGAGUGCUCGACUAUACUAACAAGCCCCCAACGGAAUCCGACAAAAAUACAGGCUACGGCUUAAUCGCCGCUUAUGCCCUCGCCUAUAUUGGAAUUGCCGUAGCGUACGCAGUCUACGAGCUCAAGGUAUAUCGCGCCAUCACUCUCUUCCGCGGUAGCCUCGUCUCUGUAAUUUUCGACAAGACUCUUCGAGUCAGCUCUCAUGCUGCUUCCGACGCCGAAGCAAUGACUUUGAUGAGUGCAGACAUUGACCGCAUCGGAGAAAGCAUGGAAGACGUACACGAACUCUAUGCCGGUCCACUGGAGCUGGGCCUGGCCCUGUGGCUUCUGUACAGGUUUCUUGGUGUGGCAAUGUCAGCCUCGACCGCUUUCGUCAUCGUUUGCCUCGUUGGCAGCUUGCGGGUUGCAACUGUUGCUGGUAAUGCCCAAGUUCCAUGGCUUGAGGCUAUCGAAACUCGCUUGGAAGCAACUUCUGGUGCCCUUGGUGCAUUGAAAGGCAUUAGAAUGACCGGCGUCAGCGGUGCCAUUUCCAACGUAAUUACCCGCCUUCGUCAGGACGAAAUUCGGUCCUCUCUUCGCUACCGUCUUUGGAACAUCUUCUUGAACGCUGGUUUUUAUGUGUCGUCCACGUUUGCUCCUGUUUGGGGUUUUGGCGUCUUUAUUCUUCUCGCCAGAUCAAGAAACACACAGACGCUUACAGAACAGAUUAUUUUUCCUGCCCUGACUCUGUACGAGCUCUCAGAUCAACCCACUGUCAACAUUCCUGAUGCGCUUGAACAUGCGCAGACAAUUCUCAACUGUUUUGAACGUAUUCAAGACUACCUUGUUUCAGAUGAGCAAGGUGACUCAAACACCGAUUCGGAACAAGCCGAAGCAAAGGUCUCUGGAAGCAAUGAGGAGGACGAGUCAAGUACUACUUCGUCCCAGGAGAAGCAUGCGGUUGUCAAGGAGAAUGUGAAAGCAGAAGUCUUGCAAAAGAAUGACCUGCCAAGCACUGACACAAUAUUCACUGCACGCAAUGUCACAGCCGGAUACUCUUCUGAGAAGGAGCCUGUGCUCAAAGCUCUCACCUUUGACGUGACCAAGUCCAGGACCACCAUGGUCAUUGGACCCGUGGGUUGUGGCAAGUCUACGCUUCUGAGACUUCUCCUUGGCGAAGUGCCCGAGGUAGGAGGCUUCCUCGAUAGGCGAUUUCCAAGCUCCGCAUAUUGUCCUCAGACCUCCUGGAUAUUCCGAGGCACGAUCCGCGACAACAUUGUUGGCUUGUCCACGUGGGAUGAGCCUCGCUACAAGAGUGUCGUGCAAGCGUGCUGUCUCUCGGCCGAUUUUGACAUUCUCCCCAAUGGCGACCGCACCGAAGUAGGUACGCGUGGCUCGCACCUGAGUGGUGGUCAGCAAAUGCGUGUAACCCUUGCGCGAGCUCUCUUCUCAGGUGAGGACGUCAUCAUUCUGGAUGACGUAUUGGCCGGAGUCGACCGUAUUACCGAGUCCAGCAUUCUUGAUGCUGUGUUUGGCCGUGACGGACUGCUCCGACAGUGGAAUUCUACAGCCAUCUUGGCAACAAGCUCAGUCCGUCACUUACGCUACUCGGACUUUGUUAUUGUCCUCGACCGUCACGGCAACAUUACUCAGCAGUGUACACCGGAGGAGCUGUCUGAUAUCAAGCUUGACCUGGAGAGCUCGGAAGACGAUGACUUGGCCGACGGCGAGCCGGAGCUGGACCUCGAACUCCCAGAUGAAAUCUUGGAGCACAUGGCCGCCGCUGAAGUAGAGGACAUCGAUGGUGGUCGCCGUGUUGGCGACUUGAAAAUCUAUGCCUACUUCAUUAGUGUUGCUGGUUGGUGGUACAUGGUGCUCUAUGUCAUUCUUUAUUCUGCGUUUGUCUUUGGUCUUAGAUUCCCAUCAAUUUGGCUACAGUGGUGGGCUAAUGCCAACGAGAGCCAUCCUAAUGAGCGUAUCGGGUACUGGCUUGGUGUCUAUGCCACAAUUGCAGCCACGGCGUUCUUGGGCAGUGUUGCGUCCGACUCCGUCUUCCAGUUGAAAAUUGUGCCCAAGAUGAUGGUUGAAUUCCACCGUCGUCUGCUUACUACCACUAUGAAUGCCACAACGAGGUUCAUCACUUCGAAAGAUACCGGAGCGAUCCUUAAUCGCUUCAGUCAGGAUCUCAACCUGAUUGACAGCGAGCUACCCAGUGCGUUGGACAAGACCGUCAUUGCCAUUUUGUCUGCAUUCUUUUCCGCAGUUUUGGUAUUCAUCGGCUCUAGCUAUGUCGGUGCGGCCAUUCCGCUCUGCAUUGGCGCCCUGUACAUCAUUCAGCUGUACUAUCUCCGCACUUCCCGUCAGCUUCGACUCUUGGAUAUUGAAUCCAAGGCACCGCUGUUUUCGCUGUUUGUGGAAAGCAUCGAGGGCCUCGCUAGCAUCCGUGCCUACAACUGGUCGCACCACUACAUGCAGCGCAGCAUCGACAUUCUCAACUCGUCGCAGAAGCCAUACUACCUGAUGUGGUGCAUCCAGCGGUGGCUCACCUUGGUGCUGAAUCUAGUUGUUGCUGCGGUCGCCGUACUGCUUGUCGGCCUCGCAACCAAUAUUCGCGGCGGCUCGACUGGCUUUCUUGGUGUCGCGCUGUUCAACAUUGUCUCGUUUAGUCAGACACUCCAGCUGGUCGUCACGGAAUGGACACAUCUGGAGACGGCCAUUGGAGCCGUCAGUCGUGUUCGUUCAUUUGUGCUCGGAACCGAACGAGAGGAUGCCAUUGGUGAGACGGAGGAUCUGCCCAGCGACUGGCCCAAAAGCGGAUCAAUCACGUUCGCAAACGUAUCUGCCUCGUACGAGGCAAGCCUGGGACCUGUUCUGCAAAAUAUCAACCUCGAGAUUGAGAGCGGUGAGAAAAUUGCUAUCUGUGGCCGAACUGGCAGUGGCAAAUCUUCUUGUGUCUCUUGUCUUUUCCGCAUGCUCGACCCAGGUACUGGCUCGAUCUUGAUCGAUGGAGUUGACAUUGCCAAGGCACCGAGAGGCGAGUUGCGCAUACGACUGAACACAGUCCCGCAGCAGCCAUUCUUCCUAUAUGGCAGUGUGCGAGAAAAUAUUGACCCACUCGGUAAGGCGACCGAUGAGCGUCUCAUCGAGGUCCUAAAGACCGUCCAGCUAUGGGAAAUUUUUGAGGAGCACGGCGGACUCGACUCGGAUAUGGACUCGGAUCUGCUGUCCCAUGGGCAGCGACAACUCUUUUGCCUGGGACGUGCCAUGGUUCGCAGUGGUCGCAUCCUGGUUCUGGAUGAGUUUUCAAGCAGCGUUGACGCCGACACGGACGACAUGAUGCACCGCAUCAUCCACGACGAGUUUGUAGGACAGACUGUGAUUGCGAUUGCGCACAAGCUGGACGCUAUUCUCGACUUUGACCGCAUCGUGUUCCUGGACAAGGGAAUGAUUGCCGAGAUUGGCGCUCCUCGAGAACUUUUGGCUACUGAAGGGUCGCUUUUCCGAGCCCAAUAUGAAAGUACUGCCAAUUAG